AUGGUUUUUCUUACUAGAACCGUCUUAGCAGUGAAAGAUAUAAAAGUACCUCGUAAAUAUCUACGUAGUAAAUUUAUAGAUUCAGUCAGACUUCAUGUAAAAGGUGGCACAGGAGGCACAGGUCUUCCAAAAUUUGGAGGUCUUGGUGGUCAAGGAGGCUGUGUAUAUUGUGUUGGAAAUGAAAAUGCUAAUCUCAGAAGUAUUGUGUCAAAGUACCGUGCAAAGACUGUUAACGCCGGUCACGGUGAAGACAGUCGGAAAACUAAGAUUGUUGGUAAUCCAGGUGCAGAUGUAAAACUUGAAGUUCCGCUGGGGGUAACAAUUUACAGAGAAGAUGGGAAUAUUCUUGGUUCUAUAGACAAAGAAGGAGAAACUGUAAUAGUGGCGAGAGGAGGCCCUGGAGGAAAUCCCGACAAUAAUUUCUUGGGCCAUUUUGGUCAAAUACAUCAUGUACGGUUGGAUUUAAAGUUAAUUGCGGACAUAGGCCUUGUUGGCUUCCCAAAUGCAGACAUAAUUGGAAUAUCUGCUUUAAAAGGAAGCUCCAUUGAUGAAUUGAAGCAACUUGUAAGAAAGAGGUUAGACGAGUUUGCCGAAGAAAACAAUCCUCAUAUUGUAGAGCCUAGUACAUUGUUCAAGAGAAACAGAGCUAUUGUUAGAGAAAAAGGACCUAAAAUAACA
Molecule: messenger RNA, 678 nt
Organism: Iphiclides podalirius (scarce swallowtail)
Lineage: Eukaryota; Metazoa; Arthropoda; Insecta; Lepidoptera; Papilionidae
Source: the annotation of a GenBank genome assembly